Messenger RNA from Chenopodium quinoa (quinoa), 1790 nucleotides. Its product is annotated as protein RETICULATA-RELATED 1, chloroplastic-like. Lineage: Eukaryota; Viridiplantae; Streptophyta; Magnoliopsida; Caryophyllales; Amaranthaceae. The transcript has 6 exons. The coding region runs from base 1119 to 1637 and encodes 172 amino acids. Gene Ontology annotation, biological process: plant organ development. The record is from RefSeq and is a predicted model, not a curated record. Gene Ontology annotation, cellular component: chloroplast inner membrane.
UAAUCUCCCUUCUCUCUCCUCUCUCCUCAACAUCAUCUCUUCAUUUUCUCAGAUUUUACCAUCUUUCAUUCUCUCUCUAGAACUUUCUCUAUUUCUCUCUUUAGAAGAAGAAGAAGAAGUUAGCUUGAGCAGCAAAAAUGACAGGAGGUGGAUCAACAAGCAGCAACCCGCCCAAGUAGAGGAAGAGAGUUGAAGCUGAGUCUCCAGAUGCUGAGUCUUCGCCUUCUGCUACUCCUUCUCUUAAGCAUGCUAAGGAUGGCAGCGCUUUCUCUCGCUGUGAGGAAUGCAACAGCAGUGUGCCAGUAGCUCUUAUUGAUAUGCACAACUGCAGCAUUGAGGCGAAAAUCAAGAUGAGCCUUGAUGCGACUGUUGUUGAAAAGCCGGCUGAGGUUAAGAAGAAGCCAGCUGAGAGGUUUGAUUUUGUGUUUGAUUAUGUUUAAACCAAACCAGAAAAGAGAGGAGAAGUAGCAGCUAAGACCAGGGGCACAGACAGACAGCAGACAAAGCAGCCAACAGCAUAAGCAGAACAGCAACCAGCAAACGAACAAUAGCACCAACAGAAGCUUGCAAUAGUAGGAACCAACAGCGACCUGUACACCAUAGAAAUACCCUGACCAGCAUCCAGCAGUAGACACCCAGCAGAAGAGGUAGAAAGCAGAACACAACAAGCUGAACACUAGCACCAACACGACGAAGGACUUUUCAGUCAUAGAAUAUCUCUGCCAGAGGUAUGCAAACAACAGUAUAGAUUGUAUAUGUGUAUUAUAGGAUUCGUUUACUCGUGAAACAUGUUAUACUCCAUGUAAAUAAGGAAUGAGCCAAUAGCCAAUAAGUGUUUUCUGUGAAACUUCAGUUGUUUGAUAUAGUUUUCAUUGAUGCGGUAUUGAGUGAGUGGCAAAAGACAUUGCUUAAGUUACCUGCAAGAAUACGUCAAGCAUGUGAACUGGUACAAAAGCUAGAUUUUACAGCAUUUUUUAUUUUAUGAUCAAUCUUAGGUCAUAAACUUGAAUUUUCAUUGAAUUUAGGAUGCAAUAAGUUCAGCUCAGUGGGUGAAAUACCUAAUAAAUGAGGCGAGGCCAUCCUUCACCAGAGCACUACAUCGAGGGCUUUGUAAGGACAUGUCAAGGGAAUUCCUUGGGAGAAUGAAGGAGGAAUGGCAUUUAGCACUUAUAAAUGUACUCACAGUAGCAUCGUGCAAUUUAGUAAUUGUUUGGUCACUCGCUCCUUGCUGCUCAUAUGUCAAUACCUUCAGCUCUUCUGAUCUACAGAAUAGACUACAGAAGCUCCCAAACAACAUAUUGGAAGCAAGUUAUCGUUAUAGAGAAUUUGAUCUGCAGAAAAGAGUUCUGUCUUAUUUAUGCAAGGCUGUACAAUUUAGCUUAGUGGGAUUUACAGUAGGGGCACUUCACAGCGCCUUGUUACAUCUCCAUACCCAAGGAAAAGAGAGAAGGUUGUCUGUGCCAAUACCACCUGCAAAUACAAAUGCGCUCGGAUAUGGAGCUUUCCUUGGCCUCUACACAAAUUGGAGGUAUCAGAUGAUAUGCGGGAUGGAUAAACUGCUAUACAACCAUUUCAAUGUGAUUGGAGUUUCCCUCUUUUUCACCGCAGCUUUCAGAGAAGCCAAGAACAGGCCUUAAGAACCCAAGAGCCUGAGAACAACCAUCACAGCAAAACAGCAAAAAGGACCAACAAUAGCAGCAACCACCAGCAGAACCAGCAAGGUUACAGCAACAGUAGCACCUUGUAUUUUAUUUUAUUUUAUUUUAUUUUUUUGGACGAAAAUUGUAAUA